Messenger RNA from Entamoeba invadens IP1, 936 nucleotides. RefSeq lists its product as hypothetical. The coding region runs from base 1 to 936 and encodes 311 amino acids. Lineage: Eukaryota; Evosea; Mastigamoebida; Endamoebidae. The transcript has a single exon. The record is from RefSeq and is a predicted model, not a curated record.
AUGUUUAGUUGGUUUUUCCGCAAGAGCAGCCCUGUUGAGGUUCAUACUUCAUACAUAGAUACACAUACAUGGGUAGCCGAGUUGAACGGUGGAGACCAACUUCAAACUAUUAAAGAACUCUUUGCAGUGACUUUUGACGCGGACAACUUUGUAGUGAUUGACGACACCACCUCCGUCACCGCGACACUAAUAGGAGAGGAGAAGUACCAGUGCACCCUCACAUUUGGGUACAACGGUGAUAACAAGAGAAUUGCAGUCAUAGCGUAUAACGACGACGAAGACGAGUCGAUAGUCAAACCAACGAUCAACGCCUUUUCUGUCGAGUUGGAGAGUUACUCAUUACUCUCGGACCAACCAAUUAAAGAACAAAAGCCAAUUGAAAACUCGAUGAUCCCAAUGAAGGAAGUCGUCGAGGACAAAGAUAUCAUCAACGACGAGGAGAAUCUGAGUUUCUCGGGAAUGCUUCGCGAGAACGUCGAUAUCAAAAAGAUGCUUGCCAAAGUCGUCAAGUACGGGAAGGAGAAGGCAAUGCUUGAGGUCAAGACAGAAGCGGGGAAACUCUGCUUUGUUGAGAAAGGAAAUGAAACGUUUAAAAUAGUGAUACAGAUCGGGAGAAAUAGUGAGAAGCAAAGAGUCAUGAGUUUGACUGCGAACGAGAAACGACCAUAUUGGAAAGAACUGGUCGAGGGAAUUAUUACCAUCUUAAUGAAAGGAAGAUGUUUCAACUCAUAUGCGUUGAAUGCAGCACUUCGAAAAACACUGAAGAGUACUUCUAAAGUCGUGAAAAACAAUACCAUUGUGGAGGAGAAUAAGGAAGUGGCACUCGAUUUAGAAAAGACAAAUACUGGCGAAGGGAAAGAGACAAAGGAAGACAAAAAGACUGAAGAAAUGAAAGAAGAAAAGAAGGACGUUGCCAUCGAAGUGGGUACUCUCUAA